This is a messenger RNA of Eremomyces bilateralis CBS 781.70, 1530 nucleotides long. RefSeq lists its product as uncharacterized. The record is from RefSeq and is a predicted model, not a curated record. The coding region runs from base 428 to 1348 and encodes 306 amino acids. NCBI's taxonomy places the organism in Eukaryota, Fungi, Ascomycota, Dothideomycetes, Eremomycetales, Eremomycetaceae. The transcript is spliced from 2 exons.
GGCUGGACAUAACUUUGACUUAUUCUACUCUGUACAGCUAGCUGGACUGGAUUUCUCAGUCGCAUUCCAGGUACGUUGAUUUUCAUAACGUUAGGCCUCGAGGCUUUGCUAUUUAUUCUCUGUGUCUGCCUUCACCCGCCACUUUAAUAUUUUCUAGAAUCUUGCUUGCCCUUGUCUGACUUGAGGCAGAAGUUCAGACCAUACCCACUCCGAAUCGUCGGUGUUAGCAGAUAUACGGAAGCUUGCAGGCGAUUCCGAAUGGCAGAGCAGUCUAGAUACCAGGAACAGCAUUCUCACCGAAUAUCACAUAUGCGUCGUGUAGGGUGCACCAUAUUCUAUCUAUUUUUGGCUCGUCUUUGACAAUUUGGUACAGGCAAGCGAUGCCAACAUCAGCCAUUCUCCACCCCCAUGGCCGAGACAGGAGGAUAUGAGUAUUCCAGAAAAUUCUUCUCGCAUGGGCAUCUCCCCGGCUCCAUACACAAACCAUACAUCCCAACAGUUUUACCCACAUGUGGCCAAUUCGUUUCCAAGCGCGGACUUUGAAGAGAUAUCGGUUCAGGACUUUACCAGCCACCAUAAUCCAAGCAUAUACGGCAGUUCUGCGCUGAGUCGCUACCAAUUCGAUUUAGGGCCAUGGAAUUCACUGCAGCAGCAACAGGAAUAUGCUGUGUCUACCAUUUCUGCACCUCAGACUUAUGGGGAGAGUCUAACGCCUCAUGAUGUUUUCCCUCGAGCGCAAUUGUUGUCGCCAAACCAAAGGGCACGAUCGAGCUCCAGUUCUGAGAAAGGGGGAUCCAGCUACGUGUCUGGUCAAUAUCAGGACACAUCUGCCACUACGGAACUCAGUGGUGGUCAAGAUGAGGUUCAAUCUCAGUAUCCAGACCUGGACGAGGGGCUUGGGAACCGGAAAACGGGUGCUGAGCCUUCAGAAAUGAACCAAGAAAAGGCAUCUGCACGACCUCCAAGCACCACCGGUACGCGCCGAACCUCAUACCGGAGAAGCGUCCCUAAAAAUUGCGAAAUCUGUAGUCGCCCAUGCAAUAACCAAUCUGAGUAUACGAAACAUAUGCAAAAGCACCAAAAACCCUUCAAGUGCGAGCUGUGUGGUCGGUCAGAGGGUUACUCCACUAAGAAUGAUCUUGCACGGCACCAGAAGACCAAACACGGUAUCGAGGACGGUCGUGGAUACUGGUACUGCCCAGCGAAGAACUGCAAUAAACGCAACAAACCCUGGCCGCGAUGGGACAACUUCAAGAAUCAUGUCAAGAAAAUACACGAUGAUCAGGAUGUUGAUGAAUUACUGGAGAGGUUCGUGUUCUUGGAUAUUCAGUCAACCACAUUUCGCUGACAACCAUGGACAGUGCCAAAACGGCCAAUCAGGAGUCUGUGGCUCGGUUUCCAGGACAUGACACCAAGACUGAUGAACAGAAUAUGGAAGAUGUCUUGAUUGGCAUUGGAGGAGCUUCAGGAGUUAGUCCCAGACCUGCUCCGGAUAUUCUUGUCACACAUACCGAAGACACACCGAGUGGG